GAAGAUACUUUCCAGUGCAACAAAGUGAUCGAGAUCAACCCUUACCUGCUGGGCACCAUGUCUGGAUGUGCGGCCGAUUGCCAAUAUUGGGAGCGUCUCCUGGCCAAAUACUGCAGGCUCCACUUCCUUCGGAACAAGGAGCGGAUCAGCGUCUCAGCCGCCUCCAAGCUCUUGGCCAACAUGCUGGCCGAAUACCGGGGCAUGGGGCUCUCGGUGGGCAGCAUGGUGUGCGGAUGGGACAAGAAGGGCCCUGGUCUCUACUACAUUGAUGACAGAGGAGCCCGGCUGAAAGCCCCUCUUUUUUCCACGGGAAGCGGAAACACGUAUGCCUAUGGAAUCCUGGACAGUGGCCACCGGCCCGAUCUUAGUGUGGAGGAGGCCUAUGAGCUCGGCCGAAGGGCCAUCUGCUAUGCCACCCAUCGUGACGCCUAUUCGGGCGGGGUGGUAAACAUGUACCACAUGAAGGAAGAUGGCUGGAUCCGUGUCGGGCGGACGGAUGUCAGUGACCUGCUCCACCAGUAUGUGGAGGAGAAGAAAUGAGAUGGGCAGAUGACCGCAAGCACGGAGAUCUUCUGAUACUCAGGGCUGACAGAGAGGAAAGGGAUGGGGGACCGGCCCCCCUGUCUUUUCACGGGGCAACAAUAAACCGCAUUU
Molecule: messenger RNA, 654 nt
Organism: Protobothrops mucrosquamatus (brown spotted pit viper)
Lineage: Eukaryota; Metazoa; Chordata; Lepidosauria; Squamata; Viperidae
Product: proteasome subunit beta type-8
Exons: 4
Coding region: 58-540 (160 amino acids)
Cellular component (GO): proteasome core complex
Molecular function (GO): threonine-type endopeptidase activity
Source: RefSeq, a predicted model, not a curated record